This is a messenger RNA of Dermacentor silvarum, 1569 nucleotides long. RefSeq lists its product as uncharacterized. Gene Ontology annotation, biological process: intracellular signal transduction; peptidyl-serine phosphorylation. Lineage: Eukaryota; Metazoa; Arthropoda; Arachnida; Ixodida; Ixodidae. The record is from RefSeq and is a predicted model, not a curated record. Gene Ontology annotation, molecular function: protein serine/threonine kinase activity; ATP binding. Bases 1 to 1569 code for a protein of 522 amino acids. The transcript has 11 exons.
AUGGCCGUGCCUGCUCCGUCGGCUACUCCUGCCUUGGACAAGAAAAAAGCGUCCGUGAAGAUGCUGGUGGCACUUUAUCCCAGGAUUCCGAAGACUGCAUCGGUCCUGCUGGAUUUCUUCAUCAAGCGCGAGAGCAAGGUGUCGCUGAUGCGCGGUCCGCUGUCGCACUUCUGCCAGGAAGAGGUGGUGCUCCACGCGCAAGAAUUCCUCGUCAAGCUCAGCAAGCAGGUCAUCACGUACCAGGACGUCCGCGAUAUGGUCGACAAUUUGGUCGGUCUCCAUAACAUGUGUAUAAAGAAAAAUACAGAAGUUGCGAAAGAACUUGGUCUCACCUUACGCAAGCUGAUUAUCAUCAUUUGCGAGGUUGCGACGUCCUUGGAGAAGAUCGCCGAGGUCCCCGUUUCGGACUGGAUGGCCUUCGGUGAUGCUAUUGUCAACAAGCUUGAACGGCUGAAUCCACCUCAACCUCUUCCGUUCGCCGUGUUUAUUCCACGGGUACGUGACUUCCAGAACAUGAAGAUGCUCGGGGCUGGCGGCUUUGGGGCCGUGUACCUGGCCAACUAUCGCCCUGCCAACUUCGUGGCGACGGUGAAGCUGGUGAACAUGGACCGGUUCAGUCGGCACAAGCAGGCCGCCAUGGACAAGGUUGUCGCGUCCGUCAUCAGGAACCCGUUUCUCGUCAAGUACUACUGUUGCUUCUGCGUCAAGGAGGCGUACGUGACCAUCAUGGAGUACAUCGCUGGCCUGGACCUGAUGCGUGUGGUAACCAAGGAGGAGUUCUUGGACGUCGAGGCGGUGCGCGUUAUCAUGGCCCAACUGAUCCUUGCGUUGGAGCACAUGCACUUGCGCGGAUUUCUCCACCGAGAUAUCAAGGUGUCUAACAUGCUGAUUUUGCCAGGCGGGCGAGUCAAAGUCAUCGACUUCGACACCGCUAAGGUCUGCAAUGGUCACUGCCGCGCUGCCGACUGGUGGUCGGCAGGCAUCGUCAUGUACAAGCUGACGACAGGCCGGGUGCCAUUCCGAGGAAAGUCCAAGCAGUUGCUCCGCGAGCGCAUAAUCGCGUCACCGCUAAAGUGGCCACGGGCUGAGGACCAUCCACACUCGGCGACCACGCCGUCCAAGGACAUGACGUACCGGAUGCUCAAGAAGAACCCCGUGGAACGCCUCGGCUCCCGCAACUACAGCGACUUGAAGACGCACAUGUUCUUCGACCAGUUCAACUGGCAGAAGCUCUACAGCAAGACUGAAUUGUGCCACAUUCCAAGCAUCGCCGAAAUUAUGAACAGCGACGCCGAGAAAGACCGCAAGACGGGAGACCCCGAGGACAAGCGGAAGCACCAGCAGAUCGAGGAGAUGACCGACGUCAGCGCCGAAAGCCAGAAACCGUUGCUUUGUUACGCUUCGCCAAGUUUCAAGAAACUCAUGCUCAAGGUAAAAUCGAGCAGGACGCCUAUCAAGGUUUCCGAAGCGUUCAUGGAGUCUAGCGGUGAGAAUACCGCUGCCAUCGACUAUCAGGCGACCUCUUCGAUGUCCAUGAGCCGAACCGCAGCUGUAAGCAGGAUAAAGUAA